UGAAUUAAUUCUGCAGUGCAGAUGAGAACUGAGUAGUCAAUGUACGAUACAGUGUGCAAUAUAGGUAACAGUCUUCAUAGGUCUUCUUAAUAACAUGUAAUUGGUGGUCAACAUGCUUUGUCACAAACCACUCUUUCUGCAAUGAAACCUACACAUGCUCUGAAUUCUAAGAUUCUGCUCACCUUGGUAUACAGAAGAUUAAUGCAUUAAGUUAAAUGGAUUUUAUUUGAUUUCCACCUUGGUGUGUAAUUGUUACCUUUCCCCGCCCUCUUCUCUUUGCAAAACUUUUUUAUUUUUAUUUUUAAACUUUCCUCUUAAGAGCUGCCUAGAGUCCCUGGAAAAUUGCCACUCCACUGGUACAGUGACGAACCAACAUCCAAGGGUUCAUUAUACUUUCAGAGUGAAUGGGCAGCCUACAAGUCAGAGCCGAGGGCUUUAUAGCCCUGGAAUAGUCUGGAGGACACACUGCUCUUCUGAGAUAAGCUGCAAUGAAGUCACUUCAUCUCGCUUUUUUCCUCCUGUUCCUAAAAGCAAAGACAGCAAAGAAGUUUGAGUUGUGUGAAUUGUAUUACAAACUGAGGGUCCUUGGACUGGAUGGCUAUCAUGGUUAUGAAGCAAAAGAAUUCUGCUGCUUCCCCACCAGUGGUUUGUUUGGCUCAGUUCCCAGCUGAUGCUAACACUCAGUAUUAUGCUGUUGAUCAUCGUGAUGUUCCUUACUAUGGAAUAUUCCAGCUGAGUGGCCAUGAAUGGUGUAAUAACGGGAGGCAUACCACAAAGAACAAAUGCAAAACUUCCUGUAACAAUUUCCUAGAUGAUGAUAUCAGAGAUGAUGCCCAGUGUCUUAAGAAAGCUCUCAUAGAGCAUGGCUUAAAAUACUGGAAACAUUACAGGAAAAACUGCACCUAUGCAGCUCUCAGGUUAUAUUCUUUCCACUGCAGUUAUUACUUCGAAAAUGAUAACUGGUACAAAAAAUUGCUAUCCAAAGGCAAAGGAAGAAGGAACUCCUUAACCGUACAUAUACAUUUUCCUAGGAAUUAGCAAAUGAGUGUUCAUUUGCAUUCUUAUGUGCUUCAAAAUGCUUCCCAAAGAUGAAUGCAUCACACAUGACUCUUUCAAAGAUAAAUGGAUUCCUUUAUUAAUUACAUCAACAAUGUAUCAGAAUAUAAUCAAAAUUUUCAACAUCUCAUCCAAGAUCCUAGUUAAGUGCAUUAAUAUGUAGUCAGGUUGAUAUGAACUGAAAUGAAAGCUGAAUGGAUGGACUUAUUGUUGCAUUUUGAUUGAGUUGGAUUUUUUUUUAAUUAAAAAAAACUCUUCCAAAAUGUAAUAAGCACAGUCCACCCUCAGUAUCCACAGACAUGCCAUCCACGGAUUCAAGCUUCCGUGGACAGCAAGCCUGCAAUGAGGCAGCGGCAGGGGAGAAGGAAGAGGCAGGAGGAGGAAGAAGCAGGAGGAGGAAGAAGAAACAGGAA
Sceloporus undulatus (fence lizard) is the source of this 1469-nucleotide messenger RNA. RefSeq names its product lysozyme C, milk isozyme-like. The transcript has 4 exons. Bases 595 to 1038 code for a protein of 147 amino acids. Lineage: Eukaryota; Metazoa; Chordata; Lepidosauria; Squamata; Phrynosomatidae. The record is from RefSeq and is a predicted model, not a curated record. Gene Ontology annotation, molecular function: lysozyme activity.